Messenger RNA from Tetrahymena thermophila SB210, 579 nucleotides. RefSeq lists its product as hypothetical. The transcript has a single exon. The record is from RefSeq and is a predicted model, not a curated record. Lineage: Eukaryota; Ciliophora; Oligohymenophorea; Hymenostomatida; Tetrahymenidae.
AUGGAUUCAGAAUCAGAUACUAUAAUUUUAAAGCCAAGAAACGAUACUUCAAAUGAUGAAGGUAUUGUUUUUAGCUCAAAACUAGCAGAAUUCUCAAAGUUAGUAGAAGGUUUAGACCAUAGCGAAGUAGCUACAGUAGAUAUCUCUAGAGAUAUUUUACUAAUUAUUAAAAGAUUUUUGGAAGAUCACAACUAUGAUAAAAAUUUGAUUAAAAUUGAAAAGCCUUUAACUGGCAAUGAUCCUAAAAAUCAUUUAGACGAAAAGACCUACUUAUUACUCAAAGAAUACAAAGGUACUUAAAAUGUAGAUAGAAUAAAACCUUUGUUAGAUGCUGCAUAUUACUUGAAUUUUGAGUUAUUUAAAGAUGCCUGUUUAUGUAUAAUUGCUUGCGAUUUUUAUGUUGGUGCCACAGAAACUGAAUUAGAUUAAUUUAUUGAGAAAAAUGGACUUAAAGAACUUACACCUGAAGAAGAGUUAGAAAUUAUGAAAGAAUUUGCCCCUGUUUUCGAAAAGCUUAAUGAGAAAUUUAAAAAGUAGCUCGAUGAAGAAUAGCUUAAAUACAACAAUGACAACGUUUGA